AUGUUCCGGUCUGAGCAGAACCUCCGGACCUUUUCCACACAAAGUAUUGCAGACGAAGAGGAAGCCGACAGUUCCCCUCUGCUCUCUUCACAAAAUCAGAGCAAGCAGCGAAAGGGGAGCAAUCUGAGGUAUCAAUCGGGUCUGUCCCAAGGAUCGUUUGUGUCGUAUGGUAACACGUCAUUUGAGGUUGAUGCUGAAGUUCCUUUACCAACUGAAACCCUGAGGACCGGCAAAGAGUGGCCAUCUGGGAUAGGAGCAGACAGCGGUGCAGGCACUCCUCGAGAGCUCUCUGUUCAGGAGGCGUCAGAUCUGCUUCCCCUCUUUGGAAGCAACCACAUAUUCAGCAGCAAAAACACUCGAAAGCCAAACCCCCUCUUCAUAGCUGAAGAGGCUCAGGCUUCAAAUCCCUUGUUCUUUGAGAGUAGCUCACCGGAAGUUAGCCCUAGUCCCCGGCAUCCUGUGACAAGGCUCUUAAGCGCAGAACCACCUUUGUCCAAGGAGAACAGUCGGGACAAUCCGGUUUACUCUCCUGCUGAAACGCCAAGAGACUCGCCAAGCAGUAGCUUUGCCUCACUUGAGAAUUACCAGCUCCGAUCUUUUACAGUCCCAGACGUCGCUGCUCAGCUCGAUUCAAUCUCUGCCAGCAUGACUGUGAGUGUGAGCGAUCAAGGCUGGCAGGAUAGCGAGGGGGCGCAGCACUCGAGGAGGUCAUCCAAGCAGCAGGUCUGGAUGGAGUCGGGGGAAGGGAGGGAGGGAGAUUCUUACGCAAACACCAUGCUUGCUGAAAGCCUGAGCUUGUCAGGGCCUCUGGGAAACGUACCUCUCAGCAGAAAGUCCUCUGCAACUAGGUAUGGGCCCUCUCGGCAGCCUAGCGUUGACAGUGCCUUCCCUGGGGACAAGGACUACCCGAGCAUCACCUCACAAAGCCGCAUGAGCCACUCAGGGCCCCUGCAGAGGGAUGGGUCGAGCUUGAAAAUGGAGCCAAUCAGCCACUCCCCGGAGCUUGAGGUCCAGCAGAAACCAAAGAGCAGGCGCGCUAGUAAAGGGGAUCUGUACACUGGUUCUGCCAUGGGGUCGCAGCGCCUGACUGGAGAUAUGUCGAGGGAAGCAGGCGAGCCAAUCAGCGAGAAGGCUGCUGAAAGUGCGCUGGUUGACAUCAGUGAGCUGGAACAGAGAGGUACCGCUGUUCCUCGAGGAGAUUGGCAGCACCUCUUCGGCUCACAAGGAGCAGACCAAGCAACCGUGGUUACCAUCGAAGCAGACUACACAAACGGCUAUGACGACACCCAGAUCAGCCGCCAGGGCUCUCGUCCCCUCUCCAAACGGCCGUCUCUCUCUGGCCCCAUUCUCAGCACGACUAGGAACGGCAGAGACUCCGCCUACAGCAGCCAAAACGUAACGCCAAGCGCGGCUGGACAGAAGGGCGUUACCAGUCUCUCGAGAGCGGGGUCGCAGGCAGGGGAGGACGGCGAGAAGCGGCCGCGGCGGAGCCUGACGCUGAAGAGGGUUUCGGACGGGCAGGGUGAGGAGGAAAACGGACGCGAACGGACGCCCAGCGCGGAGAAGAAGAGCCGCUGGCUGAGGUCGCAUCCGGUGGACCGGGGGCUGGCGGCGCUGAAUGAUGACGAGGAGAGCGGGACGGUUUCGAGGACUAGGCUGGGGAAGGCGACUCCAGGCGAGAUCGCCAUGGUUUCCCUGGAGGCGGCCACGGGCGGGGGCGGCCCCGAAACCCUCCGCAUCGCGCGCAAGCUCAGCGACAGCAGCACUGAGUCGCAGCCGGCGUCCCCCAGCGGCGACCACCCGAUGCGCGGAUCCGACGCGGCGUUCGAGCCGCUGGUGCCGCUUAAACCCCUCAAACCCCUCAAGAUCAUCCCCAACCAGGUGGUUAUGCCGGUGAGACUGCAGCCCGCGCCGGCGCCGGCGCGCAAGCAGAAGCGGUUCUGGGAGAAGUCAGCCUUCCGGUGGUCCGUGGCUCUGGGCGUGAUUGUCCUGGUAAUUGUGGUGGUGGCUGUGCUGGCGUAA
Klebsormidium nitens is the source of this 2022-nucleotide messenger RNA. Lineage: Eukaryota; Viridiplantae; Streptophyta; Klebsormidiophyceae; Klebsormidiales; Klebsormidiaceae. The record is from the annotation of a GenBank genome assembly.